CCGAGGAAGCAUCGCUGAAGGCUCUCAUUUCCCUGCCGUCAUGUCCAAGUCAGAGUCUCCCAAGGAGCCGGCACAGCUGCGGAAGCUCUUCAUUGGAGGGCUGAGCUUCGAAACCACCGACGAGAGUCUGAGGAGCCAUUUUGAGCAAUGGGGAACACUCACGGACUGCGUGGUCAUGAGAGAUCCAAACACCAAACGAUCCAGGGGCUUUGGGUUUGUUACGUACGCCACUGUGGAGGAAGUAGAUGCCGCUAUGAAUGCGAGACCCCAUAAGGUGGAUGGAAGAGUUGUGGAACCCAAGAGAGCUGUGUCGAGAGAGGAUUCUCAGAGACCGGGUGCCCACUUAACCGUGAAAAAGAUCUUUGUUGGUGGUAUUAGAGAAGACACGGAAGAACAUCACCUGAGAGAUUAUUUUGAGCAGUAUGGGAAGAUUGAAGUGACUGAAAUCAUGACUGACAGAGGCAGUGGAAAAAAGAGAGGGUUUGCUUUUGUCACCUUUGAUGACCAUGACUCCGUGGACAAGAUUGUCAUUCAGAAAUACCAUCCUGUGAACGGGCACAACUCUGAAGUAAGAAAAGCCCUAUCCAAGCAGGAGAUGGCUAGUGCUUCGUCCAGCCAAAGAGGUCGAAGUGGUUCUGGAAACUUCGGUGGUGGUCGUGGAGGCGGUUUUGGCGGCAAUGACAAUUUUGGUUGAGGGGGAAACUUCAGUGGUUGUGGUGGCUUCGGUGGCAGCCGUGGUGGUGGUGGAUACGGUGGCAGUGGGGAUGGCUAUAAUGGAUUCGGUAAUGAUGGUGGUUAUGGAGGAGGCGGCCCUGGUUACUCUGGAGGAAGCAGAGGCUAUGGAAGUGGUGGACAGGGUUAUGGAAACCAGGGCAGUGGCUAUGGCGGGAGUGGCAGCAUUGACAACUAUAACAAUGGAGGAGGCAGAGGCGGCUUUGGCGGUGGUAGUGGAAGCAAUUUUGGAGGUGGUGGAAGCUACAAUGAUUUUGGCAAUUACAACAAUCAGUCUUCAAAUUUUGGACCAAUGAAAGGAGGAAACUUUGGCGGCAGAAGCUCUGGCCCUUAUGGUGGAGGAGGCCAGUACUUUGCUAAACCACGAAAUCAAGGUGGCUAUGGUGGUUCCAGCAGCAGCAGCAGCUAUGGCAGGGGCAGGAGGUUCUAA
Messenger RNA from Arvicola amphibius (Eurasian water vole), 1162 nucleotides. Its product is annotated as heterogeneous nuclear ribonucleoprotein A1-like. Gene Ontology annotation, molecular function: RNA binding. Lineage: Eukaryota; Metazoa; Chordata; Mammalia; Rodentia; Cricetidae. The record is from RefSeq and is a predicted model, not a curated record.